AACUAACAACGUUCGCUUUUUAACAUUCCAAUUAGUAAAAGGGGUUGGGAUGGUUGAAUUUGGGAUUUGUACAGGUGUAGAUAAAUAAAUAUAAUGGUGGUUGGGGGAGAGGAAGAAGAGCGAUGAGGGUUCGUUUAAAAUAUGAGCAUGAAGUCUUGGGGCUGCGCAUAUUGAGGAUGGAAGGGAAUAGCAUCAAGAGCAGCAAAGGUGGGGGAAGUGAGUAGCCUCAGUAGUUCUACCCGCAGUGUGUCAGCGCAGUGGGUGCUAUAUGGUCGCGGCUGGUCUCCAAAUAGAUCGACCGACGUGUUCUCCACGCCUUCCCCACAGAGAUGAGCAUAUCUCCACCACCUCUUAUACCACCAUCAUCAUCACUUAAUAAAAAUUGAGAACCACUUUUUUUUUUAAAUAUACAGUUUUCGUGUUAUUUACUGUGCUGUUCGUACUAAAUCGCAUUGUUGUUUAUCCAACAAAAAAAAUCCGCAAGUGUACCACGACUGCUACCUAUCUCUCCGCACCAGUUACACCCCCUCCGUAACCACGACCAUAAUUAGAGAUGGAUGAAGUUAACUUCGCGGCCCAGUGCCUGCUGGAGAUGUCCCAUAGCAAAUACCAUUGCCGACCAUUGGACCUCUCCAGGCCUCUGUCCCAUUCCAUCUUCCAGAACAUGGGUCCUGCUGUUAUUGUUGAGCCGGUGCCGGCCGCCGGUAGCUUCAUCAAAGAAGAACAAGUGUCCACCAGCCCAAACACCGAGUCCUCCUCCUACAUGGUAGCCCGCAUCCUUACAGAUCUCACCCGCAUCAAACAGGAACCGGUACCGGAAGUGCCCUCCGACGACGACGAGGGCAGCCUCACGAUCAAAGAGGAACAGGACGAAGGAUAUAACAGUUUAAUGGAUACUAGUGCCGCGACAACCUCGAGCAAAGUGGAGCCGGUGGUAGCCGCCGCCAAGAAGUCGGUGCCCGCUAAGGGUCAACCUAGGCUUGGUCCGCAACUCCGGAAGACUCACAAGUGUCAGUACGAUGGAUGCCACAAAGUGUACGGCAAAAGCUCCCAUCUGAAAGCUCACCUGCGAACGCACACAGGUGAGUCACGACUCCUCCUGACCAUACAGCAAACAUCCUCACCCCAUCAACCAGUUGCACCAUACAAAGCGACCAACGCCCAUCGCCCAUCCAAUGCAAUAAACCCAUAACAGAGCGCAAAAAAAACGGCUUAUUAUUGCUGCUACUUGGGCAACGCUUGUUGUUAUUAUGUACAAUUAGCCGUGCUUGUUGCAGAACAACAAUAACAGUUUUAAGCAACGAGAUAAUAACAACUUUAUCUUCCUCGUUGAUCAGGCGGUUAACUAAAGGUCGGCAACCGAAAGUUUCCACAUUACAACGAACUUACAUUGUAUAAACUAUUUACUAAUUAGCUCACUUACCGAAUCUUCGCAAUUUUUAUAAUAGCGUUCAAUUGAAUCGAACUUC
Nicrophorus vespilloides is the source of this 1469-nucleotide messenger RNA. Its product is annotated as Krueppel-like factor 13. The record is from RefSeq and is a predicted model, not a curated record. Bases 554 to 1192 code for a protein of 212 amino acids. Gene Ontology annotation, biological process: regulation of transcription by RNA polymerase II. Gene Ontology annotation, molecular function: DNA-binding transcription factor activity, RNA polymerase II-specific; RNA polymerase II cis-regulatory region sequence-specific DNA binding. The transcript is spliced from 2 exons. NCBI's taxonomy places the organism in Eukaryota, Metazoa, Arthropoda, Insecta, Coleoptera, Silphidae.